UCUGUUUACUUGGAGAAAGCCAGAGACGGAAAACUACCAGCCUGAAGAGAGGAGAGGAAACAAAUCCACUGCCAAAAAAACAGAAAAGAAGAGAGUUGGUGCCGAUUGUCCUCGUUAGACGUGAGCCAGUUGUUUUUUUCCCCAGUAAACGUGGAUUUUUAUAGAUACUUUGGACACUUUGGAGUUUGUUUCUCUACCUUUUGGCAUUAACAAGGUGUGAGUGAGAAAAGUGGGACGGUCAAAGUAAUGGGAAGAGCUGCAGUGUUCUCCAUGUAUGGACUCCAACUCUGUUCAUAUGGUAAAUAGAGGGUUACAUGGAGCAGUAGUCUUGGAGCAGUGGGGGGAAAAGGGAGGGAAAGGAACAAGGAGAGAGAGAGUGAAGAGAUACACUACAGGACUUUGGCCUGCUUCAUGUGCAGGAGGCAGGACUUUCACACUGAGUUUAGAGGAUACUGGAUCACACUACAAAGAGAGAGGAAACAAAAGAGUUGUAGUGAGUGCUAUGCUGUGAAUGAACUGAAGUCCUAGUUUUCUUCAAUGGGGUUUUCCAGUCUUUCACUUGACUACCUUUGAUUUUUCUUUCACUUCCCUGUGGGUCUGAAAGUUCACCUAGUGCCUUCCUGGCUGUCAUCACCACUUCAUACUUUUGUUUCCGGAUAAUUGAAAAGCCAAGAUGCCCACCAACUUCACUGUGGUGCCAGUGGAGGAUGCAGAGGAUGGCGGCACUGGUACAUCUGCAGCUGGAGGCAGCAAACCUGCCAGUUUGGGCAACAUUUUUGGGGAGGAAGAUGAUGAGGACAACUUACAAGAACACCAUUCAGGAGAUGAAAGUCUAAGAGAGUCAUUCAUCAACUCAGACAGUGACAGAGAACACUAUUAUGAAGGCAAGAACAUGGCCCUAUUUGAGGAGGAAAUGGAUAGUACCCCCAUGGUAUCAUCUCUUCUUAACAAGCUGGCCAACUACACCAACCUGACCCAGGGUGUUCGAGAGCAUGAGGAGGCCGACAGUGAGGAUGGGGUCAGGAGGGUCGCUGUCACGGUGCCCCACAUGGGAACGUUCAUUGGAGUUUACCUGCCCUGCAUGCAGAACAUCCUGGGUGUGAUUCUCUUUCUGCGUCUCACCUGGAUCGUUGGCACAGCAGGAAUCCUGGAAUCCUUUGCCAUCGUCUCCAUGUGCUGCAUCUGUACCUUGCUCACAGCCAUAUCAAUGAGUGCCAUAGCAACCAAUGGAGUUGUCCCAGCUGGUGGCUCAUACUACAUGAUCUCCAGAUCAUUGGGUCCAGAGUUUGGAGGAGCAGUGGGUCUCUGUUUCUACCUCGGAACCACCUUUGCAGGAUCCAUGUACAUACUGGGCACCAUAGAGAUUCUGCUGAUGUACAUUGUUCCAACAGCAAAACUGUUUGAAGAAGAUGGAAAUGCACCAAUGCCCAACAAUAUGCGUGUCUAUGGCACCUGCUGCCUGCUCCUGAUGGCACUGGUAGUGUUUGUAGGGGUGAAGUAUGUGAACAAACUGGCUUUGGUGUUUCUGGCUUGUGUGAUUCUCUCGAUCAUGGCCACUUAUGCAGGCGUUAUCAAGACGUUGAUUGAACCACCAGAGUUUAAUGUCUGUCUUUUGGGGAACCGAUCUCUGAACAAUGAAGAGAUUAAAAUAUGUGCAAAGACGGAGACGGUAAAAAACAACACUCUGACCACCAAGCUAUGGAGCGCCUUCUGCGACAGUGAAUAUACCAACGCAACCUGUGAUGAAUACUUCACCUUAAACAACCUGACAGAGAUACGGGCCGUACCUGGGCUCCUGAGCGGAGUAAUCAAAGACAACCUGUGGAGCGAGUACGGUGACGCUGGUACGUUCAUAGAGAAGAAAAGCCAGCCUUCAGUAGAAGCCCUGGACACGCCCAAAGACAAUAAGGCCUACGUCUUCAAUGACAUCACCACCUGCUUCACUCUGCUGGUGGGAAUAUACUUCCCCUCUGUCACAGGUAUAAUGGCUGGUUCAAAUAGGUCCGGUGAUCUCAGAGAUGCCCAGAGGUCCAUCCCGAUAGGAACCAUAAUGGCUAUUCUCACCACCUCUUUCAUCUACAUCUCGUGUGUGGUCUUGUUUGGAGCCUGUAUUGAAGGAGUGGUGCUGAGAGACAAGUUUGGUUACUCAGUAGAGAAGAACCCGGUAAUUGGUGUUCUAGCCUGGCCGUCUCCCUGGGUGAUUGUCAUUGGCUCGUUUUUUUCCUGCUGCGGGGCUGGGCUUCAGAGCCUCACUGGCGCCCCCCGGCUGUUACAGGCCAUCGCUCGGGAUGGUAUCAUCCCGUUCUUACAGGUUUUUGGUCAUGGGAAGGCCAACGGUGAGCCCACAUGGGCACUGUUGCUGACAGUUGGGAUCUGCGAGAUAGGAAUCCUCAUUGCUUCUCUGGAUGCUGUGGCCCCCAUCCUCUCCAUGUUUUUCCUCAUGUGCUAUCUGUUUGUUAACCUGGCCUGUGCUGUUCAGACUUUGCUCCGUACCCCGAACUGGAGACCUCGCUUCAAGUUCUAUCACUGGUCUCUGUCCUUCUUAGGAAUGAGUCUGUGCGUCUCUCUCAUGUUCAUCUCUUCCUGGUACUACGCCCUAGUUGCCAUGGUGAUAGCUGGCUGUAUCUACAAGUACAUUGAGUACAGAGGAGCAGUGAAGGAAUGGGGAGACGGGAUCAGAGGUCUGUCCUUGAACGCAGCACGCUACGCUCUGAUCCGGCUGGAGGAAGCACCACUACACACCAAAAACUGGAGACCUCAACUGUUGGUUUUGUGUAAGUUGGACUCAGACCUGGCGGUGAAACACCCUCGUCUCCUGUCCUUCACUACGCAGCUCAAAGCAGGAAAGGGACUGACUAUCGUCUGUUCAGCCCUGGAGGGAACUUACAUGAACCGGUGUAAGGAUGCCAAGACUGGAGAGCAGCGUUUGAAAGCAGCCAUGGCUGCCGAGCGGAUGAAGGGUUUCUCCCACGUGGUGGUGUCGUCCAACCUGCGAGAUGGUUUCUCGGUGCUCAUCCAGUCAGCAGGACUGGGGGGAAUGAAACACAACACUGUCCUGAUGGGCUGGCCGGCAGGUUGGAAACAAGCCCACGACUCCUCUGCAAGGAGGAACUUCAUAGAAACAGUGAGAGAGACGACAGAAGCUCAUCAGGCAUUGCUGGUUGCUAAGAACAUUGACCAUUUUCCUGGUAACCAGGAGCGUCUGGAGGGAACCAUUGAUGUAUGGUGGAUCGUACAUGAUGGUGGACUGCUCAUGCUGCUGCCAUUUUUACUAAGUCAACACAAGGUGUGGAGGAAGUGUAAAAUGCGUAUUUUCACGGUGGCACAGAUGAACGACAACUCUAUCCAGAUGAAGAAAGACCUCCAGAUGUUUCUCUACCAUUUACGCCUGGAUGCAAAGGUGGAGGUGGUGGAGAUGCAUGACAGUGACAUCUCAGCCUUCACCUAUGAGAAGACGCUGGUGAUGGAGCAGAGGUCUCAGAUGCUUAAACAGAUGCGUCUGUCCCGCACUGAGAGGGAGAGAGAGGCCCAGAUGAUCCAUGACCGAAACACGGCCUCUCAUUCUGCAAUGAAUGACACAGCUGCAGGUGCCACACCAGAUCGUGUCCACAUGACCUGGACCAAAGAGAAACUCAUCAACGAGAGGAACAAACAAAGAGAAGGCAUGGGAGUUAAAGAUAUGUUUAAUAUGAAACCUGAGUGGGAAAAUCUCAACCAGACCAACGUGCGGAGGAUGCACACAGCUGUGAAGCUGAAUGACGUGGUGGUCAAGAAAUCCCAGAAUUCACAGCUUGUCUUGCUCAACAUGCCAGGCCCACCGAAGAACAAGAAGGGGGAUGAGAACUAUAUGGAGUUCCUGGAGGUCCUGAUGGAUCGCCUAGACCGUGUCCUGUUGGUUCGUGGAGGAGGUCGGGAGGUCAUUACCAUCUACUCCUAGCACCAAAAGGUUCCUAAUUGUUUGGAAGGGCACUGGAAGGAAACAUUUUUUAGCAGUAGGACCCCAAAAAUCAGGGGGGGUUGACAGGAGGGCGUGACUUUGAGAUGGGACAUAGACAAAGAUGUCAGACACAGUUGUGUCACCCCCUCUCAAACUGUCAGGAGACAAAAAAGCAACAUUGCCACUUGCUUUUUGGAGGACCAUGGUUGCUGGGAGGGGAUGGGGAGGCCUACCUGCAGCACAGCCUGAGCUCAGUGCGUUGUCUGGGUGCAUAGAGGGCUUUUUGCACCCGACACCUCACCCCCAAGGCUGCGUAACUUUGCCACAUCUGAACACUGAGAGAGAUCACAACUGUGUGGCUGCACUUUAACUGUUUUCUGAAAGAGCUGUUAUUAAAUGAUGUAGAGCAUAAAAUGUCACAGCAAGUAAUGUAACUAAUGUUAGCUCUGUGGACAAGUCAUUCGACAUUACCUGAUGCACAAAUCAAAGGCUGGAAUAAUGUUGUGUGGCCAACUUUGUUUGUUUCCCAUUUUCAGAGCCUGGUGCUGUGAAAAUGGGAACACCGGAUUUUUUUUUCAGCACACACACAGAACAAACAGCUAGCAUACCGUGACAAGAUGUUAGCUGAAUUUGACCAAAAUUCGUGUGUUGGAUUUGAAUCGCAUACCCCACCUUUAACACGUUACAUUGCUUCACCAGCAAGAAAGCCAGAAAGAACACGUUUUCACUGAUUGUGUAAGCUGGAAACUGAAGCCGGAAGCUCAUUGGUUUUAACAAUGAAUGCUAACAUAGCUGACGGCAUUUUUAUUUAUUCAGUGCCUCUGAUGACACUUCUUAUUGAUAUAUGUGAUGCAUUGACAUUGGUAAUAUGGGAUGAGUUGCACAUGUUUUUAAGACAAUAUAUUUUAAGUAAUAUCAUGUUUGUCUCAUAUCACUGUGUCAGAAGUUAAAGCCGAAGCCCCAUUGAUUACUAUCAGGAUAGUUUAAGGGAAGUGUGGCAGCACUGAUUGUAGUCUCAAGAUUGUCUAUAUCAUUGCUUAUCAACUAGACCACAAUUAGUGUGAUCAAAACGUAAGAGAUUAUGAAAAUGCAACAGAGGAAAUACAACUUUUGUGAUUUUAGUAAUUGAGUUGAUGAUUUAUUUUAUAUACUUUUUUGCAUUUGAGUAAAAUGCUCCAGUGCAUUUGUGGGCUCAGUUCUUAACCAGCCAGUGUGCCUCGAUAAGGAAAACCGAACAACAUGCAGCCUGUAUAGUAGUAUUAUCUUGUAGUAUUACUUCAUUUUUUAAAAAGCCAGCACACAUAGGUUUACCUACAAUGUGCCAUGUGUAAGAACCACACAAAAUAAACAAACCAAAGAUUACAUCUGGAACUCUGAGUCUUCAGUUUGCAACAUACAGGAGUACUUACGUGUGGCGUUUGUCCCGGUAGAAGGACUUAUCGUGCAGAUACGGAGAGGAACAAAUGGCCUGAGAAAUUGUAAAUGCUUUGGAUUUAACACAAAAGCCUGUUGUCUUUAAUUACAUCAUAUGUGUGAUAUGAUUAGCGUUGAUUAGUGUAAAAUUAUAGUUUUGGUUCAUUUGAGAAAUUAAUAAUAAAAAAGUACUUUGCUAAGUGUUAUCAUGUAGAGAGCAUGUCCACAACAGCAUAAAUAAGACAGUUGUAGGAAACAAUACAAAUUCAGAUCUUCAAACCUACCCUCUAUGUAUUCCAUCCUAUUCGCUGCAUGUUUUGCAGCACAUCUAAUAAAAUAAAUACUUCUUCAUUUGCACCACCAGAGUUUUCUUGUGAGAAAAAGGGUAAACAUCAGUUAUUUAAAAUCCUUUGAAAAUUCUCACAGUUGUGUCUUGUAGAGCCAAAUUAGAAAGUCCUGCACUUUGUUUCCAGGUACUGGGGACAGUCUUAAAACAUAUUUCUUAAUUUCUCCACUAUACUUUAGGAUGUCUUCACGUGGGUUGAGUAAUACUUUUAUAAUUAUGUACGAUAGCAAUGCGUUCAAGAAGCUAAUCCAGAAAGUAUGAUUUGGCAUAUUGUUAGAAAUUAUAAUUCAGUUGUAUACUAGAUAGUGUUCCUAGUGGAGGGAGUUUUACUUUUCUUUUUGUGAGCACAAAUGAUUUGUUUCGUAAUAUUUUGUGAAUCGCAAACAAGUUAGAGAGCGUUGUCUUUCACUAGAGACUAAAACCAGACUGCUAAAAAUUAAUUAGCAGUAAUUCACCUGAUAUACAUUUCUGCUAUCGGUUAUUCAACAAAAAUAACGGCAUAAACAAUACAUCUUGACAACAAUAAAUCAAGUAUUGAAGACAG
Micropterus salmoides (largemouth bass) is the source of this 6240-nucleotide messenger RNA. Its product is annotated as solute carrier family 12 member 7-like. The record is from RefSeq and is a predicted model, not a curated record. The transcript has 26 exons. The coding region runs from base 674 to 3937 and encodes 1087 amino acids. Gene Ontology annotation, biological process: cell volume homeostasis; chloride ion homeostasis; chloride transmembrane transport. Gene Ontology annotation, molecular function: potassium:chloride symporter activity. Gene Ontology annotation, cellular component: membrane. NCBI's taxonomy places the organism in Eukaryota, Metazoa, Chordata, Actinopteri, Centrarchiformes, Centrarchidae.